AUCGUCUCUUCCCACUUCGCACCCACACAAGUAAAGCUCCCAAAAUCAAAUUAAAUUAAAGAGAAAAAAAAGAAGAAGAGAAGGGCAAAUCGAUUCGCCAUGGCUGCUCCCCGCACGCCUCUCCCCCUCGUCCUCCUCCUCGUCUCCGCCGCGCUCCUCGCGGCGGCUCCCCUCUCGCCGGCGGCCGAGACCGGUGCCGCCGCGUUCGACGUCCGCCGCCACCUCUCCACCGUCACCAGGUACGAUGUGGCGAGGGGAUCCAAUAGUGUGUCCUCCGCGCCGUCUAUGUCGGAUGAGUGCCGCGUGAUCCACCUCAAUCUCGUGGCAAGACAUGGGACUCGCGCACCUACCAAAAAGAGAAUCAAAGAGCUGGAUAGACUGGCGGUUCGGUUGAAGGCUCUUAUCGAUGAAGCAAAACAAGGGCCUGAAAGUGACUCCCUGAAAAAAAUUCCUUCAUGGAUGAAAGGGUGGGAGUCACCCUGGAAAGGUAGGGUGAAAGGUGGUGAGCUGGUCAGUGAAGGGGAGGAAGAGCUAUACAACCUUGCUAUCAGAGUCAAGGAGAGGUUUCAAGGCCUAUUUGAUGAGGAAUAUCACCCUGAUGUGUAUUCAAUAAGAGCAACUCAGGUUCCUCGGGCAUCAGCUAGUGCAGUAGCAUUUGGUUUGGGUCUACUUUCUGGGAAAGGGAAGCUUGGACCUGUGAAAAACCGUGCCUUUUCUGUUCUGAGUGAGAGUCGUGCAAGUGAUAUUUGUCUGCGAUUCUUUGAUAGCUGUGAAACAUACAAGGACUACAGGAAAAGAAAGGAGCCUGAUGUUGAAAAGCAAAAGGAACCAAUUUUAGAACACGUCACAUCGGCAUUAGUUAACCGUUAUCAUCUCAAUUUUACACCAAAAGAUGUUUCUUCCCUCUGGUUCCUUUGCAAGCAGGAAGCAUCUUUAAUGAAUAUAACCAAUCAAGCUUGUCAACUUUUUAAUGAAGCUGAGGUUUAUUUUCUAGAGUGGACAGAUGAUCUGGAGGGCUUUGUGCUAAAAGGUUAUGGUGAGUCAAUAAACUAUCGGAUGGGACUGCCAUUGCUCAAGGACGUUGUCCAGUCAAUGGAAGAAGCAAUCGUUGCUAAAGAAGAAAACCACCCUGAUGGUACAUAUGAGAAGGCAAGGCUCCGAUUUGCACAUGCUGAAACUGUUGUCCCUUUCUCAUGUCUUCUUGGUCUUUUUCUUGAAGGAUCAGAUUUUGCGAAGAUACAACGGGAGGAAUCAUUGGACAUACCUCCUGUGCCACCACAGGGAAGAAAUUGGAAGGGCAGUGUUGUUGCACCUUUUGCUGGUAACAAUAUGUUGGCUUUGUACCAGUGCCCAGGAAAAACUGAUGGUGGUAAGAUUUCUCGGGAUCAGAAGAGCUCAUACUUCGUGCAGGUUAUACACAAUGAAGCUCCAGUUUCAAUGCCGGGAUGCGGGAACAAAGAUUUCUGCCCAUUUGAAGAGUUCAAGGAGAAGAUAGUUGAACCCCACCUGAAGCAUGACUACGACGCCCUAUGCAAGAUAAGGCCGGUGGCAAGAGAGGAGCCUUCCUCCUUCAGUUCCAGGAUGUCCAAUUUCUUCCUAGGUUUGUUCUCGCAGAAAGGAUACCGUGUUAGUGCUCAGGAUGUGAAGUCGGAGCUGUAGGUUUAUACUAGGCAGAUGGUGCAUCUUCUACCUUUCGCACUAAGCUGCUACUAUCCAUCUACCAUGGAUAACCAAGGGACUGACUCGUGGACUAAACUACGGUGUUUCUGUACUUGCAACCCUCAGUUUGAUGAGCGAGUCCAAUGUGUAACAACACGCUAUCACUGGUGCCCCUCUUCUUUCAGAUAGAAGACGUUUGUUGAUCAAUGUAAUCUUUGUUUUAAUCUGGACUUUCUCUAGUGCUCAACUGCUGACUCUGUUGAGAUCAAACUGAAAGUACUAGCACACGGUUGUGAUUGUGGCCCUUGUGGUAGGUUGAGAUCAUGUACUACUACUUGGACAAUCCGUUUCAAGCUUUCAGCUCAA
Molecule: messenger RNA, 2025 nt
Organism: Oryza sativa Japonica Group (Japanese rice)
Lineage: Eukaryota; Viridiplantae; Streptophyta; Magnoliopsida; Poales; Poaceae
Molecular function (GO): acid phosphatase activity; inositol phosphate phosphatase activity
Source: RefSeq, a predicted model, not a curated record